GGCUGUUAUUGAAAAAAGUUAAAAUCAAUCUACUGAUGUAUCCUUUUAAUUCUUCGAUUUAGAGACUUGAUUGUGCAAUUGAUAUGUGAAGCAAUAUAAACUUCUUGAUUACAUUGGGGUUAUUGAGAUCCUACAAACGGGCAUUCAAUUUCAAGUGUUGUUGAGCAUCACGGAGUAAAAUAACCUUUCGGGCCAUGAAGGACGACAUCAUCUACUUGAUUCUGUUGGGGCUGUGCAUUGCGUUUGGCCAGUUUUAUCGCAAGUUUCGUGACCCAGAGCAGAAGAAAUGGGUUGGAGCUGCAGUAGGCUUGCUUAUCGUGGUCGCUUGCUCCGGAUUUCACACGCUGCACAUGCUGUUCUGUUAUCUCGUGUGUGGGCUUAUCAUAAUCUAUGUUAAUCGAAAAGUUUGUCAUCUGGUUAGUUUUGGAUUUAUGUUUGGCUAUCUGUUCUUCUUCCGUGCAGCCACGUAUGUGUGCUUCGAGGCCCCGCCUGGUCAUAGUAACAUGAUUCAAAUGAUUUUGACGUUGAAGCUAGUGGGAUUGGCUUUCGAAGUGAACGCCGCCGCUACUAAAUCGGCAGAGAAUGGUCAAGCUAAGAAAGACGACGAUAGCCCAAAGAAGGUUUUGAGUGAAUGCGAAAACGCUCUCUUGAAAUUAGACAUGCUGGACAUUUUUCAUUACUGCUUCAACUAUGUCGGCGUAUUAACCGGACCGUAUUUUACCUUUAAAACUUUCCGUGAUGCCAUUUAUCUUCCCUUUAGUUUCAACGCAAACUGCAUCGAAGCUACUCUUGAUAAGCUAAAGGUUAUUCCCUUAUACGCAGGAUUAUUCUUGCUUAUCUCUUACCUCUGGCCGUUGAGUUAUGCAACAUCCACUGAAUUCUAUGAGGAACGUUCUUUCAUUUAUAGGCUAAUGUAUGUUUGGCCUACAUUCUUUAUUUUCCGUAUGCGCAUAUACACAGGCAUCAUGCUGAGCGAGUGUGUUUGCACAAUGGCUGGUCUUGGCGCCUAUCCUAAAGUUUGCGAAAAUAAAUCUGGUCAUGGGCCGAGCAAGGAUUAUUCCAGCCUGAUAAGUAACGCGGAAAGCAUCGAAUAUGAUUUUGAAACGGUACGCAACAUUGAUGUAGUUAAUACGGAAAAAUGUUGGACCUUCCGGGAGGCUAUGAAAUAUUGGAACAUGUGCGUACAAUAUUGGAUGGCCAUGUACGUGUACAAACGUUUCCCAAGCAAAAAGUAUCGAACGCUCGCAACGCUGGCCGUGUCCGCUAUCUGGCACGGUGUAUACGCUGGAUAUUACUUCUGCAUUUGCGCCGCUCCUUUCUAUCUUCCAGUCGAAGAUCUGUACUUCAAGCUGUUUAUCAAGGAUGCCACAGGCACUAAGCGACAAGUAUUGAACGUGAUUUGUUGGAUCUCGAAAUUUUUCGCCUUCUCCUACAUGGGAAUUGCGUUUUUGUUACUAACAAUUGACAAAAUCUGGUUCUACUACGGAUCGGUUUAUCAUUUCCCUUAUAUCAUGUGGAUCGGGUUGUAUGUGGUUGGUGUGUUCAUUGCCAAAGAUAGGAAAACCAAAGCACGUCGAGCGGAGAAGCUGGCGCAAAAAGAGGAGAUAAAAUAGAUUCUAGCAUUUUACUGACUCCGUCGAAUUUGAAAGUUGUACUCAUUAAUUAAUUCAUUACCUUCGAAAGGUAUUUAGGGCACUGCAGCAAUGUAACAUAAGUUUGUAGCUUGAUAAUAAAACAAUAAAUGAAUAUUAUUUUGCGUUUGCGCGCUCCUGACUCAGUUAUUCGUCAAUAAAUU
Sabethes cyaneus is the source of this 1795-nucleotide messenger RNA. It is a transcript of the gene frj, whose product is annotated as lysophospholipid acyltransferase 7. NCBI's taxonomy places the organism in Eukaryota, Metazoa, Arthropoda, Insecta, Diptera, Culicidae. Gene Ontology annotation, biological process: lipid modification; phosphatidylinositol biosynthetic process. Bases 195 to 1613 code for a protein of 472 amino acids. Gene Ontology annotation, cellular component: membrane; mitochondria-associated endoplasmic reticulum membrane contact site. The record is from RefSeq and is a predicted model, not a curated record. Gene Ontology annotation, molecular function: lysophospholipid acyltransferase activity. The transcript has 4 exons.